GGGGGGGGGGUGAGUGACACUGAGCUGCUCCUAUCGGGAUCUGAGGAAUACUCUCCCUCCCUCCCUGGCUGCCCCUCACUCUCGGGAAUUGCCGGCCGCCUGUUCCCGGGAUCAGGAGGCGGAUGUGCUGCUGGAGGCUGCCGGGGGAAUCGGGUCGGUUCAGGAGCCGCCACGGCCUGGAGCCUGAGGGGAAGGAGGAUGGAGCUGCGGCCGGCCCGGGAGAAGCCGUACCCGUGCUCGGUGUGUGAGUGCGCCUUCAGCCGCCUGUCCAACCUCAACGUGCACAUGCGGAGCCACACCGGCCAGCUGCCCUACCGGUGCGGGGACUGUGGCAAGGCCUUCAACUACCCCUCGGAACUGGAGACCCACCGGCGGAGCCACACCGGCGAGAGACUCUUCGGCUGCGCCGUGUGCGGAAAGCAGUUCACCCGCAGCUCCCACCUGCUGACCCACCGGCCGGUGCACACCGGCGAGCGGCCCUUCACCUGCGGCGUCUGCGGCCGCGGCUUCAGCCAGUCCUCCCACCUGCUGACCCACCGGCACAUCCACACCGGCGAGCGGCCCUUCCGCUGCGCCGUCUGCGGCCGCGGCUUCACCCAGCUGUCCAACCAGCUGCGGCACCAGCGGGGGCACGCCGGCCAGCGGCCCUUCCCCUGCCGCCGGUGCGGCCGGGCCUUCGCCCAGUCCUCUGCCCUGCUGCGGCACCAGCGCACCCACACCGGCGAGCGGCCCUUCCCCUGCCCGGUCUGCGGCAGGGGCUUCACCCGCCGCUCCCACCUGCUGGCCCACCGGCGGGCGCACCCUGGCGGCGCCCGGGCAGAGCCGCCGGGCCGGGAGGGCUGGCCCGGGAAGGGGCCGCCCCCCGAGGGCGAGGCUGGGGCGUGCUGGCAGAGGGAGCGGUGGGCCUGGGGGCACUGGGGGACCAGCCACGGCGUGACGGUGGCGACGCCAGGAAGCUCCGGCCGCCAGUGAGGCAGCGACAGCACU
This is a messenger RNA of Hemiscyllium ocellatum (epaulette shark), 987 nucleotides long. Its product is annotated as zinc finger protein 239-like. The transcript is spliced from 2 exons. The coding region runs from base 199 to 972 and encodes 257 amino acids. The record is from RefSeq and is a predicted model, not a curated record. Gene Ontology annotation, biological process: regulation of transcription by RNA polymerase II. Lineage: Eukaryota; Metazoa; Chordata; Chondrichthyes; Orectolobiformes; Hemiscylliidae. Gene Ontology annotation, molecular function: DNA-binding transcription activator activity, RNA polymerase II-specific; RNA polymerase II cis-regulatory region sequence-specific DNA binding. Gene Ontology annotation, cellular component: nucleus.